Molecule: messenger RNA, 1964 nt
Organism: Caenorhabditis auriculariae
Lineage: Eukaryota; Metazoa; Nematoda; Chromadorea; Rhabditida; Rhabditidae
Source: the annotation of a GenBank genome assembly
AUGAAAGCUUUACUUCAGGACUAUGAGGAGAACAGGUACUGCAUUUUCCAAGUGGGCACUCUUCAUUUUAUUCUCCUACUACAGUUCGACCAGUCUCCUCGUGGAUCCCGAUUGGAGCUCAUUGCUCAGCUUCUAGCUAUCGUACUUUCAUCUCAGUUUUCUUCCGAUAUUAGUCAAAAAAAGGAAAACCCAAACUUCCUCACUUCACAACGAUCUUGAUCAGGUUUCUUUUUUUUUGCAUAAUUUUUCAUCCGUACAAACUCAGAAAACUCAGCGUCUUUGUUCUAAUAUCUUUAGAACUAGAACUUCACUCUUUGCAAGCUCAUUAAUUAUAAAUUCCGUUUGCAGUAACGUAUCACGAGCAUCAUUAAAGCUCCUUCGGUAACCUGAAAGGAUAAUCUCUUCUGUCUAUUCUCCUCCCACAGCUCGAACCGCCAACCAGUCUCACGGUGGUCUCCAAAUGAGGUUUUUCGUUCUCCGUUUGGCUACCGUAUUUGCGUUCCCGCUGACUGCCGCAAAUCAGCAAACCGACGAUCUAUGGAUUCCCAAAUUAUUUAACUUCACAGUAGUUCGGGUCAUUUUUUUUUUCUUGUAUUCUUAUAGCGUUUAGUUGAUGGAAUCAAAAAUGAAAAAAAGUUGGUGAUUCAGGAUGUUGACGCAUUCAUGGUCGACGGCACCGUGAGCUUUUUGAGAGAUGUUAAGCUAUCGUACGGCAUUUUCGUGACAGUCAUAAUAGCAUUGUUCACAUUUACCCUCUCUUUGGGCGCUUUUUAUGGAGCUUUGAAAAUAACACUAGCUGCCUGCAAAUCCUUAGGAUCCCACUAUCCACAACUUUGGCCCAGUGCUUUGUGGGUUUUCCUAUCCUUCUGUCUCUUGGUGAGUUCCAAUGGAAAUUAUGAAAAGCAGUCCUUUUUCAGUACUUCGUCCUUUUUUCAUCCGCUUUCAUCUUAUUGUUCGCCCUCCAUGAGACAAACGGUUGGGGAGUUUUUAUUUUGAAAGUUCAACUCCAUCAAAUUUUUUUUUCAGCGGAUGUGAAGAUUUUCGUUCGACACAUCUUUGUGUGGUUUUUCGAAUACAUCGUCAUUGGAAUAACCCUCAGCGUUGUCUACAAAAGAGCUCAAGUACCAGAAUCUGAUAAUUCAGUCAUUCCAUUUUGAGGCGGAAAAAAUUCUUGAUGAUUCCUUUUUCUAAUGUUUUCGUCCCUUACAACUAUGCAGUAGCAAAUUUUUUUAUUGAUUUUUUUGAAUCAUCAAAUUUUUAAACAAUGUUUUUUUCCGUUCAUUUAUUUGUAAAAAAAUUUUUUUCAUGAUAUUCAUGUUUCGAUAAAGCUUGAGCACAAAAAUUGUUUUUGAACACAAAUCAUUUGAAGAGCAAAAGGCAAACAUGAAACUUCUUUCGAAGACACGCCUCCACUGAAGGUACGCCUAUUCUCGAAAAAAAAACCACUCUGAACAUCUUUCUAACAACCAUCAACUUUUUUGCUAUUUUCAGGUAUCCGACCAUGUCCCAUACCCGAUAUGACUUUAGUUCGGAGUACGAAGCGAGGGUUGAUUCAAGAUUCAUAGUGCAUCUUAUAAAACUCCUUCAAAUCUCAACGUUGGCGUCAACUGGAGGCAAAAUCUUCUUUCCCAUCGCUCGCCGUAUGAAAAAAGAUCAAAAUGCCACUUCUUUCGAAUUCGCAAUCUUCGUGAUCGUCCAUACUUUGGAGGUAAUAGAAGCAAAAGUAAAAAUGUUGGAGCUUUUUUUUCAGGCAACAUUCAUCCAUGCGUCUUCUUGUGAAAUCUGGAGCCUGAUGAUAGAACUGGAAGAUGACUAUUUCAGUGAGUUUUAAAAAGAUAUCAUCAAAAAGGCUGUAAUUUCCAGUUUCGGAAGGCUUCUACUCGACUCUGCUGGAUUUUAUCUCUUUUUUGCUCCUCAUCGCCUUCCACGACUACCUUCGAGCAGCCUAUGAAAAACUUUUCUGA